CUGGAGAGGGCAGGAGGGCCAAGGGCCUGGGAGGCUGCCCCUGCCCUGGCCCCUCCCUGCACUCUCUGCCUGCACAGUCAACAGAGUGUGUUGGCUCCAGGCAGAGGGCGAAGGGCAGCCUCAGCUCCUUUAUAAGGGAAGGGCCCAGGCAGUCCAGUGCCCAGGGUGUAACAAGACUGUCCUCCCUGGCCCCAGGUCCUAGAGUGGCCAGGAGAGCGGGGUGUGCCAGAGGAGCUCGAGGACAGCACGGCAGCCAUGGGGCUGCUCACUGGGGAUGCACUGUGGGCCCUGAGUGUGGCCGUGGCCGUCUUCCUGCUCCUGGUAGACCUGAUGCACCGGCGCCAACUCUGGGCUGCACGCUACCCGCCAGGCCCCCUGCCACUGCCUGGGCUGGGCAACCUGCUGCAGAUUGACUUCCAGAACAUGCCCAGCUCCUUACAAAAGAUGCGGUUCCGUUUUGGUGACGUGUUCAGCCUGCAGCUGGCCUGGAAGCCUGUCAUUGUGCUCAAUGGGCUGGCCGCUGUGCGGGAGGGCCUUCAACUCACCUUUGCCAUGCACACCAGCCUGGGUCCUCCAUGA
Messenger RNA from Ictidomys tridecemlineatus (thirteen-lined ground squirrel), 579 nucleotides. The record is from RefSeq and is a predicted model, not a curated record. Lineage: Eukaryota; Metazoa; Chordata; Mammalia; Rodentia; Sciuridae.